AGGUCGGUUGGCGGGAUGUGCGACCCGACCUUCGGCGGUGGCGGUACCGUUGCCAGCGGGGGCGGUUCGGGGGGCGGCAGCAGUGCCGUUGACGGCCUGUCGCGUAUGGCCGGCCUGGCGAUGCCCGGUGGUCUCCAGGCUGCGGCCGCCGCUGCAGCUGCAGGACAGGCGGCGGCUGCUGCAGCUGCCGCGGCCGCGCAAUCCGGCAAGAAACAGGACGACCACAUCAAGAGACCCAUGAACGCGUUCAUGGUGUGGUCGAGGCUGCAGAGGAGAAAGAUCGCACAGGAGAACCCGAAGAUGCAUAAUUCUGAGAUUUCCAAGAGGCUAGGAGCCGAAUGGAAACUCCUAACAGAAGACGAGAAAAGGCCGUUCAUCGAUGAAGCCAAAAGACUACGCGCAAUGCAUAUGAAAGAGCAUCCUGACUACAAGUACAGACCUAGGCGUAAGCCCAAAACGUUACGGAAGGAAGGUUAUCCUUAUUCGAUACCCUAUCCUUCUGUACCUAUGGACGCCUUGAGAGCUGGUAAGUUAAUAACUGUUUAUUAG
Molecule: messenger RNA, 549 nt
Organism: Acanthoscelides obtectus
Lineage: Eukaryota; Metazoa; Arthropoda; Insecta; Coleoptera; Chrysomelidae
Source: the annotation of a GenBank genome assembly